Molecule: messenger RNA, 2234 nt
Organism: Microtus oregoni (creeping vole)
Lineage: Eukaryota; Metazoa; Chordata; Mammalia; Rodentia; Cricetidae
Gene: Pum3
Product: pumilio RNA binding family member 3
Exons: 18
Coding region: 149-2107 (652 amino acids)
Biological process (GO): regulation of translation
Cellular component (GO): nucleolus
Molecular function (GO): mRNA binding
Source: RefSeq, a predicted model, not a curated record
ACUCCGGCCGCUGCGGGUCACGGUCACCCUGCCCGUCCUGUGACAGACAGACUUUGUCCAUAGGAGUAGUGCAGGAAAAACCGAAGAAGUGAUCCAUAAACUGAGACCUAAAGCAUGAUGAGAGACAAGAGUGUUUUAAGCUAGGGCUAUGGGACUUGCUAUGAUGGAAGUCAAAGAGAAGAAAAAAUUCACGGGACAGAGGCCAAAGACAGCACAGGGAAAGAAUAGAUUUCAUAAAAACAGUGAUUCCAGUUCUUCAAAGACCAUCCCGAGGAAAGCUGGUAAGGAAGGCGGGCCUAAAGUCACAUCUAAGAACUUUGAGAAAGGCGCCACCAAACCUGGCAAAAAGGGUGUGAAACAGUUCAAGAACAAGCCACAGGGGGGCAAAGGACCAAAGGACAAAUUCCAGAAGCCAAAUAAAUUCAACAAGAAGAGGAAAUUCCAGCCAGAUGGUAAAAGUGAUGAAUCAGCAGCCAAGAAACCCAAAUGGGAUGACUUCAAAAAGAAGAAGAAGGAGCUGAAGCAGAGCAGGCAGCUCAGUGAUAAGACCAACUAUGACAUUGUGGUUCGAGCGAAGCACAUCUGGGAGAGCUUGAGAAGGAAGGACUGUGACAAGGGAAAGAGAGUGAAGCUGAUGAGUGACUUGCAGAAGCUGAUCCAAGGGAAAAUCAAAACUAUUGCCUUUGCACACGACUCAACACGCGUGAUCCAGUGCUUCAUCCAGUAUGGGAAUGAAGAGCAGAGGAAGCAGGCUUUUGAAGAAUUGCAAGGUGACUUGGUUGAACUAAGUAAAGCCAAAUAUUCCAGGAAUAUCGUCAAGAAAUUUCUCAUGUAUGGGAGUAAACCUCAGAUAGCAGAGAUAAUCAGAAGUUUUAAAGGUCACGUGAGGAAGAUGCUGCGGCACUCGGAGGCAUCGGCCAUCGUGGAGUAUGCGUACAAUGACAAGGCCAUUUUGGAACAGAGGAACAUGCUGACAGAAGAGCUCUAUGGGAACACGUUUCAGCUUUACAAGUCGGCUGAUCACCCAACUCUGGACAAGGUGCUGGAGGUGCAGCCAGGAAAGCUGGAGCUUAUUAUGGAUGAGAUGAAGCAGAUUCUGACUCCCAUGGCCCAAAAGGAAGCUGUGAUUAAGCACUCACUGGUUCAUAAAGUAUUCUUGGACUUUUUUACCUUUGCACCCCCAAAACUUCGAUCGGAAUUAAUUGAAGCCAUCCGGGAAGCAGUGGUAUACCUGGCCCACACACACGAUGGCGCCAGAGUGGCCAUGCACUGCUUGUGGCACGGUACCCCCAAGGACAGGAAAGUGAUUGUGAAAACAAUGAAGACCUACGUGGAAAAAGUGGCUAACGGCCAGUACUCGCAUUUGGUUUUACUGGCAGCAUUUGAUUGUAUCGAUGAUACUAAGCUUGUGAAGCAGAUAAUCAUAUCAGAAAUCAUCAGUUCCCUGCCCAGCAUAGUAAAUGACAAAUACGGGAGGAAAGUCCUGUUGUACUUGCUGAGUCCCAGAGAUCCCGCCCACACAGUUCCAGAAAUCAUCGAACUUCUGCAGAAGGGUGAUGGCAAUGCACACAGUAAGAAAGACACCGCCAUCCGCCGGCGUGAGCUCUUGGAAUCCAUCUCCCCAGCUUUGCUAAACCACCUGCAAGGACAUGCGCAAGAGGUGGUGCUGGACAGGUCUACGUGUGUGUUGGUGUCUGACAUCCUGGGAUCUGCUACGGGAGAUGUUCAGCCUGCCAUGGAUGCCAUCGCCAGUUUGGCAGCUGUGGAACUGCAUCCUGGUGGCAAGGACGGAGAGCUGCAUGUUGCUGAGCAUCCUGCGGGACAUCUCGUUCUCAAAUGGUUAAUAGAGCAAGAUAAAAAGAGGAAAGAAAAUGGAAGAGAAGGCUGUUUUGCAAAGACCCUUGUAGAGCACGUUGGCAUGAAGAACCUCAAGUCCUGGGCCAGCAUCAACCGAGGUGCUAUUAUUCUUUCCAGCCUUCUUCAGAGCUGUGACCAGGAAGUUGUAAACAAAGUCAAAGCUGGACUCAAAAGCCUGAUUCCAACGUUGGAAAAAAACAAAAGCACUAGCAGAGGAGUGGAAACUCUGCUGGAGAAGCUGACCGCAUAGGCGUGCUGGAUGAGCAAGCUGGGGCCCGCUUCCAUGGAGAAGGGCAGAUCCCCAUACUCAUAACUGGACACUCUGUACAUGCAUUCUUUGUUAAAAGACCUAUUUAUAUAAAAUUGUUUCUGAAAGA